Messenger RNA from Rhea pennata, 3205 nucleotides. RefSeq names its product CACN subunit beta associated regulatory protein (gene CBARP). Gene Ontology annotation, biological process: negative regulation of calcium ion-dependent exocytosis; negative regulation of voltage-gated calcium channel activity. The record is from RefSeq and is a predicted model, not a curated record. Lineage: Eukaryota; Metazoa; Chordata; Aves; Rheiformes; Rheidae. The transcript is spliced from 10 exons. Gene Ontology annotation, molecular function: transmembrane transporter binding. Gene Ontology annotation, cellular component: plasma membrane; secretory granule. Bases 98 to 2878 code for a protein of 926 amino acids.
CUCGGCGCCGGCAGCGGCUCUAGCUCCGCUCCGCGGUGCCGGCAGGGCCCGGGCCCCGGAGCUGCCGCCGCCCGCGCCGCGCUCGGCCGCCCGGACCAUGAGCCAUGACCCGACGCCGUGGGACAACGCGACCGAGAGCAGCACGGCAGUGCCCGGCGAGGUGUCCCCCCAGGAUGGCUACGUGCUGCUGCUCGCCCUGCUCUCCAUCUUCAUCGGGGGCACCCUGGUCCUGCUCUCCGGCAUCCUGAUCGUCUGCCGCCGGUGCUGCGAGGCCGAUCGCCGGCACUCCAGAGCCAGCGAUGACCCGGAGAAAACCACCACCACCUACCUGGACGACUCGCAGCCGGCCCAGGACAUCACCAUCAGGGCGGAAGACCCCGACUGCCUGUCGUCCUCCAGCUACCGGGAUGCGGAGGGCGAGCGGUUCCUGUCCUCCAGCUCCUCCACCGCCCGCCGUGUCUCCUUCAACGAGGCGGCGCUCUACGAGCAGGGCAAGAAGACCCAGGAGAAGGGGAGGAGGUACACGCUGACCGAGGGCGACUUCCACCACCUGAAGAACGCCCGCCUGACCCACCUGCACCUCCCGCCGCCCGCCCUCAAGAUCGUCACCAUCCACGAGUGCGAGUCCAGUGAGAACAGCCUGGCCAUGACCCCCCGCCUGCCCCCCGCCAAGCCCGGCCUCGCCAUCUUCCAGCCCCCCGCGGGAGCCCUGCCACAGCCGGCGCUGCCCAGCCAUGCCGUGUGCCCCAGCUCGGCCCUGCCCGGGGACACCUACAACUCCACCGUGGACAGCAGCUUCGCGGAGGCCAGCCCCGCCGCCUCCUCCGACUCCGGGGAGGGCCCCCCGUUUGCAGCAGCCUCCAGGAGCGGGAAAGCGGCCGGCUCGGGCAGCGCGGGCACCGGCGAUGCCGCCCCGGCCCCGGCGCCGGGCACCGUGCUGCAGUUCUUCACCCGCCUGCGCCGCCACGCCAGCCUCGACGGGGCCAGCCCCUACUUCAGGAUCAAGAAGUGGAAGCUGGAGAGCAACCAGCGGGCGUCGAGCCUGGACACCAGAGGGUCUCCCAAGCGGCGCCAGUUCCAGCGGCAGCGGGCGGCCAGCGAGAGCAUGGACCAGGAGGACCAGGACCCUCACCAGACCGACAUCAUCCAGUACAUCGCCCGCACGGAUGACGUGGCUUUCCACCCCGCGGCCGGCCCCUUCCUGCCCUCCCCGGCCAGCCCCCCACCCUCUCUCGGCAGGCUAGAGCCGGGCGAGGGGGGCGCGGGCGAGGCCGGCGGCCCCGAGCCGCCCAGCGCCUACCACGACAUCUGGAGCCUGCGGGCGUCCCUGGAGCUGUACGCCUCCUCCGAGCGGAGCAACGACCAGGACUCGGUACGCAGUGACGGCGGCGACAGCGUCUCCUCCGCCGGCGGCCUGCCCCCCUGCCCCUCCUCCUCCCUGGAUGAGGCCGAAGGCCCCGAGGAAAAGCCCUGGGGCCGGUCCAAGCCGGAGGGCCCCGACUCGGAGCCGGGCACGCGCAAACUGCUGCAGAUGGACAGCGGCUACGCCUCCAUCGAGGCGCCGAGCCGGGCGGGCGAAGAGGGGCACCCCAAGGACCAGACGGCCUCGGAGAAGCGCAUUUGCUUCACCAGCGCGGGGCGGAAAGGCACCAUCUUCGAGAGCUUCGAGGGCCGGGAGCCGGAGGAGGAGGAAGAGGAGGAGGAGGAGGAAGAGGAGGGGAGCGAGCCCCGGGGCGCGGCGGGCGGGGGGCCCCCGCCGCCCCACAGCCCCCUGGCCUGGUCCCCCUACGGGCAGAUGUUCGCCGGGCGGGAGGCGCUGCCCCGGCGGGACUACAGCAUCGACGAGAAGACGGACGCGCUGUUCAACGCCUUCGUGCGCCACGACCCCCAGUUCGACGACUCGCCGCUGCGGGGCAAGCACCGCUCCCGCACCCACCUGCGCAAGCAGUGGCAGCACGCCAAGCAGUACAGCGACCCCGGCGUGCGGUACCCGGCGCUGGAGCGGCACCGCACGCCCCUGCGCCGCGGGGACAGCGCCAACUACCCGCUGGACGCCCGCUUCCACAGCCCCCUGCCCCGCAUCGUCAGCGCCGGCGACGAGGAGGCCGGGGAGGCCGGGGAGGGGGCCGCCGGCGCGCCGGCCCUGCCCGACCCCGAGAUCCAGGUGAUCGUGGAGGAGCCCGGCGAGGCGGCCCCCGAGCCCAAGGCCGGCCCCGAGAGCCCCACGGACGACUGCUCCAGCCCCGGCCAGUGCCUGGGGCUGGGGCUGGGCUCCGGCGCUGAGCUGAUGGACAAGAUCGCCGGCGGCCUCGAGGAGCGGCUCUACGGGCACUUGCGGAAGUCGGGAGAGCGCGCGGAGCCCGCGGUGGCCGUGGCGGCCAGCGACGCGCCCCCCCGACCGCAGCCCCGUCUAGGCCCCGCGCCAGGGGGGCAGAGACCCCGGCACAGCGGGGCUCGGCCCCCACCAGGGUUCAGGGCUCCGACCCCUCCCGCCGCUGGCGCUGGGACCAGCCUGGGGCCCGGGCCGGGCUGCCGGGGGCACAGGGCGUCUCGGGAAGGGCGGCCCCCUCCCCGGCACGGAGGGCAUGCGGGGCAGGGGCAGCGGUCGCUGGCCAAAGCCGCCCCACAGAAGGGGUCCAGUAGCGUGGGGUGGCCGAGCCCCCUUGCUCCUGGGAGCGAGGGACAGAGAGGUGCCAAAGGGCCCCGCGGGCUCACCGCCCCGGGAGGGGCGCAGGGCCGCCGGGGACCCCGGUGGGGACCCUGCCCCGCGCCCGGCACCCGGAGAGGCAGAGCAGAGCAUUCGCCAAAGCCAGGUGCGCUGGCAGGGCCAGGAGGUUGGUUACGAAGGACUCCGUCAAUAAACCCCAAACCUAGCUGAGGCCUAGUCCUUACCUCACAGUAGAGCCGUGUAGCAGAUACGCUCUCCCCUCUUCCUCUCCGACUUUUUACAAGCAAUAAUGCCUCGCUGCUCGUCUGGCUGGGGACGUCCGUGCAAGGAAGGCGCCGGGGCUGGGCAUCGCGCCGGCUGGCCGGGGAGGCCGCGGCGCUGCCCUCGCGGGGAGCCGGGCGCAGCAGUAACCCGGGGAGGGGGCAAUCGCCUCCCAGCGCGCACGGAGCCCUCCCUGCCCGGCGCCCGCCCAGCCCUGCGGGGAGCCGAACUGGAAGCGGGUGGCUGGGGGGCCGCAGCGCCGCGCGGGGAGGCUGC